Messenger RNA from Linum tenue, 1642 nucleotides. NCBI's taxonomy places the organism in Eukaryota, Viridiplantae, Streptophyta, Magnoliopsida, Malpighiales, Linaceae. The record is from the annotation of a GenBank genome assembly.
CCGUUAAAAAAGCUUGACUACCUCGCCGUCAGCUAGUAGAAAAAAACCGAAACGGGGGAAAGGAAAGGAAAGGAAAUGGCGUUCUCGGAGAAGAGAGAAAACAACGGCGCCGCCGAAGACAGCAAUCACUCUCGCCUAAUCAAGCUCCGGGAAUUCGACGACACCAAAUUAGGCGUCAAGGGGCUCGUGGACGCCGCAGUCGCCAAGGUGCCGGAAAUAUUCAGGAUCAGCAACAACAACAAACACCAACUACCUUCCGACCUCGACCACAGCUCCUCCGGCUCGGUGCUCACCAUUCCGGUCAUAUAUCUCAAGCACCCAAAUACUACGGCGGCAGCGGCGGCGGUGCGCAGAGAGAUUGUCGGCGGGAUCCGCGGCUCAUGCGAGGAGUGGGGGUUCUUCCAGGUGGUCAAUCACGGGAUCCCGGAGGGGAUUCUGGAUGAGAUGAUCCAAGGGGUCCGGAGAUUCCACGAGCUGGACCCGGAAAUCAAGAAGCGGUACUAUACCCGAGACCUGAUCUCCGGGUUUUUUUUGGUUUCCAACUUCGAUCUGUAUCGGUCCGCCGCCGCCAGCUGGCGCGACACGAUGGGUUGCGUCGCCGCUCCGGAUCUUCCCCCGCCGGAGCAGCUCCCCGACGCAACCAGGGGACAUAUUGAUCGAAUACAGUAAACAAGUGAAGCGACUGAGCAAGACAAUCUUGGAGCUCCUGUCAGAGGCCCUGGGUCUGGAACCCAACCGGCUGAACCAACUGGGUUGUGGGGCGGGACAGCUGCUCCUUGGCCACUACUACCCAGCAUGUCCUGAACCGGAGGUGACCAUCGGGGUGACGGACCACACCGAUGCCAGCUUCAUCACCAUCCUUCUCCAGGACCAAAUCGGAGGCCUCCAAGUUCUUCAUCGCAACAAGUGGGUCGAUGUCCAGCCGAGGAAGGGCGCUCUAGUCGUCAAUCUCGGUGACCUUCUCCAGCUCGUAUCGAAUGACAAGUUUAUUAGCGUGAGCCACAGGGUCGUACCCAAGCGAAUCGGUCCGAGGAUUUCAGUGGCGUGUUUCUUGAGGCCGCUCAUCCACAAAGGGGAUACGGACAGCCCUCCGGUGUACGGACCCAUACCGGAACUGUUGUCGGAAGAAAAUCCUCCGGUGUAUGUAGAAGCAGACGUGAGGGAGUUCAUGAGAAUUCAUUCGUCCAGAGGACUGGAUGAACCGUCGCCGCUCCAACACUUCAGAGUGUAACGAAGCCAACAAUAGCCGGGUCUUGGUCGGAACUUCCCAAUUCCAACAGCUAGGCGUCGGACUUACCUAGUGUUAAGACUUAAGAUCAGGGGCGGAGCUACAGCUGGUCUCGGGGGGGCCUCGGCCCCCCCGAGAAUCGUGAAAGUUACGUCUAAACUGCAUCGAUAUUUUGAAAAUUUCGUAAAAACUAACGAAGACGUAAUAUGUUUAGUGUGCAAAUUUGUUAAAACAUAAUAGUCUUAAUCAAGUGGGGAGGGAGUGAGUUAUGGUGCAGUUGGUUGAGGGUUCGAUACUCAACCUCUCCAAUUCUAUUAAUUUUUAUUUGCUUUUUGUUUUAAUAUAUCUACAUAAUGACUCUUUCAAGUUUCAUGUUAUUGUUUCUUCAUUUCAUUAUUUCAAUAUUAUUUCUUG